This is a messenger RNA of Pelobates cultripes (western spadefoot toad), 270 nucleotides long. Lineage: Eukaryota; Metazoa; Chordata; Amphibia; Anura; Pelobatidae. The record is from the annotation of a GenBank genome assembly.
CUAAGCGCACGGGUGUUGCCAUUAUCUUUGCCCACACUGUCCCCUUUCUAAGCACGGCUACCCAGGCGGACCCUCUAGGCAGGUUCCUAUUUGUGAAGGGUACGAUAGCGGACCACAAGUACACGUUCGCCACCAUUUACAGCCCGAAUAAGGGACAACACUGGUUCCUAGCGACCACCCUUACCCGGCUAGAGAGAUUCCGAGAAGGAACCCUGGUGCUUGCUGGAGACCUCAACCUCCCACUAGACCCCCGGGUAGACUCAUCUACAG